This is a messenger RNA of Lottia gigantea (owl limpet), 1179 nucleotides long. RefSeq lists its product as hypothetical. Bases 1 to 1179 code for a protein of 392 amino acids. Lineage: Eukaryota; Metazoa; Mollusca; Gastropoda; Lottiidae. The transcript has 3 exons. The record is from RefSeq and is a predicted model, not a curated record. Gene Ontology annotation, molecular function: nucleic acid binding; nucleotide binding.
AUGACUUGUGCUAGAAUCAACGAAUUCAACAAGACAUUUAAAACUUCGUUUCAAAUUCUUAAUCCCAAAAAUAGACAUUUACAUCCCAGAGACGUACAUGAUGAAUUAGAUUGGGUUUUUUACUUUAAGUGCCCACUGAUAAUGCAGAGGGAAAAAAUAACGAGCGAUAAAAACUAUUUGCAAAAUAUCAGUUUCACGUGUUCCUACCAACAUGAAAAAUCUAGUUUGGCUGCAUGGGGAAAUUCGUCCAAUCUUCCCGCGAAUUUGAGAAAGAUUGCCGACGUAGAUAUCGCUAAAUACACGCAAGACAAUUGGGAGGAAUUGAGACACGAAUGGGAACCUUACGCCAAGAGAGACACUCUCUGUUUGGGAGCUUGCAUCGAGAAAUACAACCAAGCCAUGAAAGACGUCGUGAUUCAAAACAUGAGCAACAAUCUAACGGCUCCUUCUUUGUCUUUGAAGGGUUGGUAUUACUUGUAUCACUACGAUAAAGAAAUGGUCGAAGAAGAGCAUUACGAAACAACUAGAAUGCUUCAGAAACACACCGAAAAACCACAUUUGUGGAACGAAGCGACUUUGAAAUUGAUUGAUGGAUUUUAUAAACCCGAAAUAUACUAUACCGACACCGAUAGUUUGUACAUUUCAUCCAACAAUUGGAAAAAACUAAAGAGAGCUGGUUUGGUCUCCGAAAAAGACUAUUGCAAAGGUAAAAACGAUUACGGUGAUGGUGGAAAUAUAUUUGGUUUAUAUUUAGAGCCAAAAGUUAAAUACAAUAUCAUUCUAACUUCUGAUGGUGUUUUAAAAGAAAAGAAAACAUUUAAAGGUUAUAAGAAAACAUUUAAAGGUUAUAAGAAAACAUUUAAAGGUUAUUCUAAUGAUAAGAUAAGUGAAGAAGAUUACAUUCAGUUAGCAAGCGGACAUGAUGUGUCGAAUGAAUUUAAGAAACCAUGGGAAAAAAAUUUCGCAAAUGGAGUCGUUAUUCCAAAGGAUGAUGAUAAACAAACUAAAGUUUUUAGAAGUUAUUUGAAUAAUGUUAAAAGAAAACCACCAAACAGUGAAGGAAUUAUGUAUCCUUACAACGACAAAGAUGAGUAUACUUUGGAUGAAAACUGCGAAUUUGAUGAUUUCGAUUAUCUUACUAUUAAAGAAGAGAAUGAAGAGCUAUUUGAUUUGUUUUAA